UUAUGUGUCCCGGUCGCAUGCAGUUCAACUUUUCUGGCUUCUCUCUUUCUUUUAAAUGUACAAAGGAGACACAUUAAAUACAGUUGGUUAUGGCACUGCCGGCAAGACCACAUGUUUUCUUGGGAAUUUUUGCAGUUAUCCAGAUUAAAUUUACCUUACAGGAAUUGCCAUCCAUUGGGGUGUCCUGCUUUACCUUUGGAGGGUUCUCCAAGCAAGAGAGUGCUGGUGUAAACCUCAAGCUUUACAAUAAAAGAUGGAGAAGAUGGACGCUCUCAUCCAAACCAGUGGAUGAGAUCAGUCAGAACCAGGAUCUGGAACGUUAUGAAGAAAAGCACGGCAAACUGGAUUCAGAGCGCUUUCCAGAAGUUGAGAGUCAUCAUAACUUAUCCAUUAAGAGAGAUGUGGACCAUAUUUACUACACAUCCAAAUUCUAUGGGCCCACAGAUAGUCCAGACAAGGAUUUGUGGGUAAAUAUUGAGCAAAUGGACACGGGAGUUCAUGGUAUUCUUUCCAACACACAUCGGCAAACUUUGAGAGUGAAUCUAUCCUUCGAUUUCCCUUUCUAUGGACAUUUUUUGAGGGAAAUACAUGUGGCUACAGGGGGUUUCAUCUACACUGGAGAUGUAAUUCACAAAAUGCUGACCGCUACUCAGUACAUCGCUCCUCUCAUGGCUAAUUUUGACCUGAGCAUCUCACAGAAUUCUACAGUCAUUUACUGUGAUAAUGGCACAGCUCUUGUUGUGCAGUGGGACCAUGUGUAUCUCCACGAUGCAUCUCAUCUCGGCAGUUUUACCUUCCAAGCUGCUUUAUACAAGGAUGGCAGAAUCACUUUUGCAUAUAAAGAGGUUCCCAUUGACAUUAACAAAAUCAGCUCAGUGAAUCAUCCUGUGAAAGUCGGGCUCUCUGAUGCAUUUGUGAUUCUUCAUAAGAUUGAACAGCUUCCCAAUGUUAGAAGAAGAACAAUAUAUGAAUAUCAUAGGAUAGAGCUCUUAAAAUCCAAGAUCGCAAACAUCACCGCUGUUGAGAUGCUUCCUCUACCAACCUGCCUUCAGUUCUCCAGCUGUGAGACGUGUGUUACAGCUCAGAUCGGCUUCAGCUGUAGCUGGUGCAGUCGCCUGCAGAGAUGUUCCAGUGGUUUUGACCAGAAUCGUCAGGACUGGGUUGACAGUGGGUGCUUAAUUGAGAUAAAGAGCCAGGGCUGUGACAGAAAGCAGCCUGUCAUUAGAAGCAGCACUCCAGCGGUGCAGACAGGAGUGACGGAAGUGUCAGUAACUACAACAACAUCACCCACAUCAGCCUCCUCAGUCACCACCAAACUCACCAGCACACCCUUAUUCAUAAGAGCCCUUCCCACCAGCAUUCUCACUGACGACUCUCAGAUGGACAUUAUAGAGAAGCAAACAGAGGAGCAGAUGCAGACUGGUCUGCUCAUAGGCAUCCUCAUAACUAUGGUCCUCAUGGUGGUUGCUGUGUUGGCCACUAUAUACAUGUACUAUCAUCCCACCUCCAGCACCAGUCUCUUCUUCAUCGAGAGACGACCAACACACUGGCCUGCCAUGAAAUUUCGACGGGGUUCAGGACACCCGUCAUAUGCAGAGGUAGAGGCCAUGGGACAGGAUAGAGAAGGAUUCAUUGUGAUGGACCCUAGAGGCAGUUUUCUCGUGUCAGACAGGAGAGAGAGCUUGUUUCUGACGGACCAGAGGGAAGGAUUUAUUGUGGCUGACCAAAGAGAACAUUUCCUUAUCAUGGAACAUCGCUAA
This is a messenger RNA of Carassius carassius (crucian carp), 1760 nucleotides long. RefSeq names its product plexin domain containing 2a (gene plxdc2a). NCBI's taxonomy places the organism in Eukaryota, Metazoa, Chordata, Actinopteri, Cypriniformes, Cyprinidae. The transcript is spliced from 13 exons. Bases 90 to 1760 code for a protein of 556 amino acids. The record is from RefSeq and is a predicted model, not a curated record.